Pichia membranifaciens NRRL Y-2026 is the source of this 697-nucleotide messenger RNA. RefSeq lists its product as hypothetical. Gene Ontology annotation, biological process: mitochondrial electron transport, cytochrome c to oxygen. Lineage: Eukaryota; Fungi; Ascomycota; Pichiomycetes; Pichiales; Pichiaceae. The transcript has a single exon. The coding region runs from base 202 to 426 and encodes 74 amino acids. The record is from RefSeq and is a predicted model, not a curated record.
GCGCCACGCAGCGCUUGCUGUGUGCCCCUCCGCGGCCGUCUGUGCUAGGCAGCAGCUGCGCAGAGGGAGAGAGAGACUCUGCUGAGCAUUUCUUCGCCAACAGUGUUGACAAGGCUCUGGAUGGGGCAAGCUGGACGGGGCAACACGGGUCCGUAAUUUUCUGAUACGCUAAGAACAGAUACAGACACACCGCACACAGCCAUGUUAGCCAGAGCCUUCCAAAGACAAGCCGUCAGACAAUUCUCCGCCUCCACCAAGAAGCUGUCCGGUCCUCACUUCCCAGAGGGUGCAUACAACAACUUGCCUUUCAAGGUCAAGAACAGAAAGGUCCCAUACGCCAUCCCACACCUCAUUUUCUGGAUCUUGGGCGGCGGUAUUCCAUUUUUCGCCGUCACCGUCCAACAGAAGAGAGCCGGUGUCUGGUAAGCAGUGUGCCGGACAGCUGGGAAAAAUUUGCCGGACAGCUGCACAGACACCAGACGGGGGGACUAGCUCCCGCCUGGGCUAGACGGCAACCUCCGGUUUCUCUGGCACGGUUUCGCUGAGAUCGCAGCUCGUGCACACUUCUGGUUGUCCCCGAACUAUCCCUAUUAUUAUUACUAUUAUUAUUAUUACUAGUUCAUCUCUUUCUUCUUUUCCCCCCAUUAUUACUCUAUUUACUUCUUAUUAUUAUCAUAAAUAAAAUUAUAAAGACCAC